AUGAACCAAGAAGUGAUGAACAUGGGAGAGCACGACGUAUCCGCAGAUUCUAGAAGACGUGAAAGCCUGGAUCACCGAGAAGAUUUUCCAAAUUUCCGACAUCUCAUCGGACGACAGUUCGAUAACCUGUGGACAAAACAAAAUGCGAUACGUCGAUUACCAGUUCUACAAUGGGCGCCACAAUAUAGCUUAAACAGUCUAAUCUCUGACGCUAUUGCCGGCAUCACGGUUGGGCUCACUUCUAUUCCGCAAAGCAUCGCCUAUGCCACGGUGGCCAAUCUCGAACCACAGUAUGGAUUGUACUCCAACUUCAUGGGAUCGUUCGUGUACGCCUUUCUGGGAUCGGUCAAAGAGAUCACUGUCGCUCCUACAGCCGUUAUGGCUCUAAUGGUGCAACAACCGGUGCUAGAUCUUGGUCCAGCUGGGGCCGUUUUGUUGUCUUUCUUAUCUGGCUGUAUCAUGCUGCUGCUAGGUUGCUUUAACUUCGGGUUUGUGGUUCAAUUCAUAUCAAUGCCGGUGAUCACAGGAUUUAUUACUGCGGCUGCAAUUACCAUCAUCAGCAGUCAGCUAAAAUCAUUGAUGGGAAUAGCUUCAUCAGGAAAGUCGUCCGGUUUUGUAGAUACUUGGAUCAAUCUGUACGAAAAUAUUGGCGAAACACGGCUCUGGGAUUCGGUAUUAGGAUUUAGUUCCCUUUUUCUUCUCAUUCUUUUAACGCUCAUCAAAGGACGCGGUAAUGGAAAAUGGAAAAUAUUCACGAAAUAUCUUUGUUUGUUAAGGAAUGCUAUGGUUGUGCUAAGCGGUGGAUUGAUAGCUUAUAUUUGUAGCACACAGGAAAUGUAUCCCUUCAAGCUGACGGGGAAAGUGGCGUCUGGAUUACCGUCGCUGGAAUUGCCUCCAUUUCAAACGGACCUUGACGGAAAGCAUUACGACUUCAUCGAUAUGAUCCGCGCGUUAGGCUCGUCUGUAGUGUCUGUUCCGCUCAUAUCGAUACUAGAAAUCGUAUCAAUCGGUAAAGCAUUCUCACGCGGUAAAUUAGUGGACGCAACGCAAGAAAUGCUCUCGCUUGGAUGUUGCAAUGUGGCCAGUUCAUUUGUUUCUUCUAUACCGACUACAGCAUCGUUCGCAAGAUCAGCGAUCAACAGCAGCAGUGGAGUGGUAACGCCUUUUGGUGGAGUGUUCACAGGUGCAUUGGUAUUACUGGCGCUUGGACUGUUGACGGACUAUUUUUUCUUCAUUCCCAAAACUACAUUGGCAGCAGUCAUUAUUGCGGCAAUGAUAUUUAUCAUUGAGUAUCGAGCAGUAGCAGAAAUGUGGCGUAUCAAACGAAUAGAUAUUGUACCUUUUCUUGUCACCGUUAUAGCAUGCCUAUUUUUGGGUCUGGAAGUUGGUAUCGUUGUCGGGAUAGCUGUAAAUCUAUGCUUUCCACUCUAUUUAGCAUCACGUCCCCGAAUCACUCAUCGAGUUAUGAAUAUUAACGAAACAACGGUAUUGAUUGUUCGACCUGAUAGUGACCUUGCAUUCUCGUCUGCUGAAUACUUUCGCGAGAAGAUACUUAAAUUAGUACACCGAACAUUACCGCAGAUAGUGCUGAUCGAUGGCGAAUGGGUGAAGUUUGUCGAUAGUACGGUAGUUCGAAAUUUAUCAAGCACCGUUAGCGACAUAAAACAACAAGAACGCCACGUGUUGCUUUGGCGCUGGGAUAAGAAUGUUCGGAAUGCAAUGUACCGCUUUAAAAAGCAUAAAUUUUUACCCUUGUUCAAGAACGAAGAGAGUGCGGAAAAGGUUAUUGAAAAUUGGAAACCGGGAUAUUUGAACGAAUCAUACGUAAAUAUUGUGUAA
This is a messenger RNA of Anopheles marshallii, 1839 nucleotides long. Its product is annotated as sodium-independent sulfate anion transporter-like. Lineage: Eukaryota; Metazoa; Arthropoda; Insecta; Diptera; Culicidae. Gene Ontology annotation, cellular component: membrane. The record is from RefSeq and is a predicted model, not a curated record. The coding region runs from base 1 to 1839 and encodes 612 amino acids. Gene Ontology annotation, molecular function: sulfate transmembrane transporter activity. Gene Ontology annotation, biological process: transmembrane transport. The transcript is spliced from 4 exons.